AUUGUUUGGUGAAAGUAGUUCUGCUGAUAUUGUCGCUAUUAACUUGAGUCUUCCACAUAUUAUUCAUACUACUGAUCAUUAUUCUUUGUAUAAUAUUUACAACAUGGAUGAGACAGGUUUGUUUUACUCUAUGGUACCUGAUCGUACAAUCGUGUUUUGUCAAGUUGAAGGGUCAAAAAAAGACAAGGUAAAAAAGUUAGAUAUGCAAAUGAAUAGAUCAAAUUGCCAUAUUCUUCUCAUUCUUGACAAUGCCACUUCACAUGCUAUCAGUACACUUUACUUGACCAAUAUAGAAAUACUUUUCCUGCCAAAAAACACAACGUCAAAAAUCCAGCCUAUGAACACCAGGAUUAUCACAUCCUUCAAACUUCGUUAUUGCCAUCUACAACUUCAACAUGCAAUAGAACAUGAUGAAAAUGAUAUUUAUAAAGUUAACCAGUUGCAAGGCAUGAGGUGGGCAAAAAUUGCCUGGAAUGAAGUAAUUGUUGAAAUGAUUAAAAAUUGCUGGGCCCAUAUAAAAAUUAUAUCAUCUCGUGAUGAAUCCAGAAUGCCUAUCGUCUCUGAAAGUGGAAAUAUAAGUAUGGAAGAAAAUUUAGUGAAAGAAAAUGUUGAAUGUGUAGAAGAAAACUUAAAUGAAGAGUUAAUUAAUGAUCUUCAGUGCCAAAUGGUUGCACUACAUGUUUGUACUCCAAUAUCAGUCAAAAAUUGGUUAAAUCCUAAAGGUGAAGAAGAUGUGCAUCAACAAUUUACAGACAAUGACUUCGUCCAAGGUGCAAUUGAAGUAGAACAAGGGGAAGAGGAAGAAGUUGUAGAACCAUCUCUAACCCCAAAAGAAAAAUUAGCCAUCUUGCAUGAAGCCCUAAAAAUUGUGGUUGAAAUGGUUGAUAAUAAUGGAAUAACAAUGAAAUCUUUGCGCAAGAUACAAACCCGCAUCUAUGAGGAAGUUCAAAGGGAAAAGAAUGAAAAGCAG
Molecule: messenger RNA, 970 nt
Organism: Dentiscutata heterogama
Lineage: Eukaryota; Fungi; Glomeromycota; Glomeromycetes; Diversisporales; Gigasporaceae
Source: the annotation of a GenBank genome assembly